GUCUGGCUACAGGUCAUGAUCUUUCCCAUAGUCUACAACUGGGUGAUCAUCAUUAUGAGGACAUGCUUUACUACGAUUGCACUGAGCUACCUGCCUGUGUGGCUCACACUGGACUAUCUGGCAGACUUCAUGUAUAUGAUUGACAUGAUCAUCACUGUCCACACAGGUUACUUGAAUCAAGGCAUCCUUAUCAAGGAUCUAGCGCAGCUGAAGAAGCGCUACCUGCGCUCUAAAUGUUUUUUCAGGGACCUGGUGUCCUUGCUGCCCACCGACGUCCUCUACUUUGUCUUUGGCAUCCAAACUCCGCUGGUGAGGAUCAACCGCCUUCUGCGUAUGCCACGACUCGACGAGGCCCUGGAUCGCAUGGAGACAAGAACCUCCUACCCCAACACCUUCCGCAUCACCAAGCUCAUGAUCUACAUCUUUGUGUUGAUCCACUGGAACGCCUGUCUCUACUUUGCCCUGUCCAACUACAUCGGCUUCGGAAGUGAUCGUUGGGUCUACCCCAACAUCACCAACCCGGAGUUUGCCUCCAUGCGGCGUCAGUACUUUUACUGUUUCUGGUUCUCUGCCCAGAUUUUCACCACAGUGGGAGACACCCCCCUGCCGAAAAAGGAAGAGGAGUACUUGUUCAUGAUCGCAGACCUGCUCAUUGCUGUGCUGGUGUUUGCAUCGAUUGUUGGUAAUGUUGGAAAUGUCAUCACCAGCCUAAGGGACCGUGAUAAUGUCUUCUUCCCUAACCACGAGCUGGUUAGGGCUUACCUGCGCAGCCAUCACAUUAGCAAGGAGCUUCGACAGCGUAUCGACAACUGGUACCAGCAUCUUCACAUCAACAAGAAGAUCAUGCGAGAGAAAGAAAUCCUGCAGCAGCUGCCCGUACACCUGAGGACCGAGAUCGCUGUCAGCGUUCACCUCACCACACUCUCCAAAGUCACCAUCUUCCAGAGCUGUGAGAAAAGUCUGCUGGAGGAGCUGGUGCUUAAACUAACACCUCAGGUGUUCAGUCCGGGAGAGUACGUCUGCAGGAAAGGAGAUGUGGGCCAUGAAAUGUACAUCAUCAAAGAGGGAAAACUUGCAGUUGUAGCAGAUGACGGGGUCACAGAGUUUGCUGUGCUGAGUGAAUCGAAUUUCUUUGGGGAAAUUAGUAUCCUGAACAUCAAAGGUAACAAGUCAGGCAAUCGUCGCACUGCCAACAUCCGAAGCAUUGGUUACUCUGACCUGUUCAGUUUGUCCAAAGAAGACCUGACAGACGUGCUUUCCGAGUUCCCUGCAGCCAAACGUCACCUGGAGGAGAAAGGCAGACAGAUCCUCACAAAGAUGGGCAUGUUGGAGGAGAGUGGGCAGGAAAAUGGAGGAGAGCCAGAUACAUUUGAAACCAAGAUAAACAGGCUGGAGAGCAACUUGGAAAUCCUGCAAACCAAACUAGCUCGACUUAUGGCGGAAUUAGAGUCGAGCAACCGCAAGAUGCAGGCCAGGGUGGAGCAGCUGGAUUGGGAGGUGGCAGCACUGGAGACUCAACUUCCAGAAGAUGGGGAAGAAGGAGAAAGAGCACAGGGAAGAGGGGAAGGGGUGGGAGGGGAAGUUGGAUGGGAGCGAGAAGAGGCAGAGGGAGAGGAAGAGCAGGGUUCAGAUGCAAAGAUGGCAGCAUUGUAUUCCCCACUGUAG
Cottoperca gobio is the source of this 1665-nucleotide messenger RNA. It is a transcript of the gene cnga4, whose product is annotated as cyclic nucleotide gated channel subunit alpha 4. Bases 16 to 1665 code for a protein of 549 amino acids. The record is from RefSeq and is a predicted model, not a curated record. Gene Ontology annotation, biological process: monoatomic cation transmembrane transport. Gene Ontology annotation, molecular function: protein-containing complex binding; cGMP binding; intracellularly cAMP-activated cation channel activity. Lineage: Eukaryota; Metazoa; Chordata; Actinopteri; Perciformes; Bovichtidae. The transcript has 7 exons. Gene Ontology annotation, cellular component: intracellular cyclic nucleotide activated cation channel complex; plasma membrane.